Molecule: messenger RNA, 633 nt
Organism: Helianthus annuus (common sunflower)
Lineage: Eukaryota; Viridiplantae; Streptophyta; Magnoliopsida; Asterales; Asteraceae
Exons: 1
Coding region: 1-633 (210 amino acids)
Source: RefSeq, a predicted model, not a curated record
AUGGUGUUGUCACUUGUCGAAGAACGAGUCAAAAGGUUGGAGGAUAGCGUCAACCUUAUAAAAGAAAAAUCGGGAGAAUGCAAAGGGUGUUCAUACAAAGAAUUCAUGGUGUGUAAACCGCCAAUCUACAAUGGGGAUGUCGACCCGAUAAUAUGCCAAAAAUGGAUAAGUGACGUCGAAGGGGUGUUUGAACGGACCCAUUGUGACGUAGGUGACUUUGUUGCUUACGGAAUGGGUCAAUUGAGGGGUCAAGCCAAGGAUUGGUGGGACAAUAAAAAGAAGGAAAUAGGAGCCGAAGCGGUGAGGGUUAUGACUUGGGACGAGUUUAAGGUGCCGUUCCUUAAACACCAUAGUCCCAAAGCGGUUAUUAACAGGAUUAAGGAAGAAUUCAUCCAGCUAAGACAAAAGGGUGAAACAAUUGAUAAGAUCACGGGCAUCUUCAUGGAUAAGCUGAGAUUCUGUGACGAGUUAGUCACCACUGAAGAGCAAAAGAUAUACUACUAUUACAACAUUCUGAGUGCCGAAUACCGGGAGUUUAUGACUCCAUCAAAGUACGAAACCCUCACGGAGAUUAUCAACACCGCCCGGGAGCCGGAAAUCGAGUUGAAGAAACAAGUUGAGAGGGGCGAGUGA